CAGAAGAAGAUCGAUGUUAUCCGAGGAUAAGUGUGUUUUGUUUUGUUUUACAUGCGAAAAUGUGAUAAAUUUGUAACGCCAUGUAAUUGUUAAUGCCAUCUUGCUAUGGCUGAAUUGCCUGGACGAGGAGAGGGAAAGCCAGACCGCUGCUGAUGGUGAGCUUUGUUGACCUAUUUUCAGUUUGUAUAGAAGCCAGAAAUGCCUGUCAAGGUUAGCUAGCCAGAAGCCUGCUAGCAUGGCUGACAAUAACAUGAUGGGUCUGACGCACAGUUCAGUAAUGUCAUUAUCCCUGGUUUGUUGUUUUAAAUGACGUUUCCCCUCAAAUGUAUGUAGACAAUAUUCUCAAAUAUCUUUAAAAAAUGGGAAUAUGAUUUUAAGACACAAAAACGUUUUUGUGGGAAAGAAUGAAAGGGGUCGGUAAACAAUACCACAUCUGCUGGCUUACAUGGGAACAUUUGAGUUUACAAUAUUACCAGCUGCGUCACUAAACGAAAACAAACUAAAUGCGCCUUUUUGUAAAGAUAACUACUCUUUUUAUCUCUCCAACGGAGCCUUAACUUUUCCCAGCUUGCCUUGUACCAGAGGAGCAGAGGACAAGAUGCUGCUAAAGAUGCCCCAGAAGCUGCUGAAGACUGCCCAUUACAUUGAACUGGGUAGCUAUCAGCACUGGCCUGUGUUGAUACCCCAGAGGAUAAGACUGUACACCUACGAACAAAUCCCCCUCUUCCUCAAAGAAAACCCUUACAUUACAGAUGGCUACAGGGCUCACCUGCCCUCUAAACUCUGCCUGAGGAGCAUUUUUAUUCUGUCCAAUGAGACUGUGAAUAUCUGGAGCCACCUUUUGGGUUUCCUGCUCUUCUUCUCUUUGGGGGUCAACGACCUCUCCUCAGUAUUGCCGGCAUCUGGAGCAGACAGAGAGGACUAUGUCAUCUAUGCUAUAGGACUGUUCUGCUUCCAGGUGUGCAUGUUGUGUUCUGUGGGAUAUCACCUCUUCUCCUGCCACCGAUCAGAGAAAACGAGCCGUCGUUGGCUGGCAUUGGACUAUGCAGGCAUUUCUGUUGGCAUUCUGGGCUGCUAUGUUCCUGGGAUAUUCUAUGCUUUCUACUGCAAUGCUUUUUGGCGACAGGUGUACUUGUUGACGGUGUUGUCCUUGAUCCUGGCCGUCUUCUGUGCCCAGGUCCAUCCUCGUUACCUCAGCAAUGACUGGCGAAGAAUACGGAUGACAAUCUUCUGCUGUGUGGCUGGCAUCAGUGUGAUUCCUGCGUGCCACUGGGUUUGGCUCACUGGAGGAUUAUCUGCUGAUGUUGUACAGCUUUUCCUGCCCCGUGUGAUUGUGAUGUAUCUGAUAGCUGGGUCGGCCUUCUUGUUUUAUGUGACCAAGAUCCCUGAACGCUACUUUCCUGGCCAACUGAACUAUCUGGGUGCCAGCCACCAGGUGUGGCACAUUCUGGUGGUGUUGAUGUUUUACUGGUGGCAUCAGACAGCUGAAUACAUCAUGCACUUCAGACACAGCCAGGCCUGUCCAACCCCAACCAGCAGCAGCUAAGUGAAACUGAACAAACAAUUUAAUGGGAAAGCAAUCGGUUGCAGACCAAUACUUGCAAGUGGACAUUGGUUAAACCAUUCUAUUAAUAUUCAAGUUUUUUUUUUUUUAACCUGUUGCCUGAUGAAAAGUGUCUACCUAAAGGUAUUCAACCACUAACUAGGAAAAGAUGUUAAUCAGAGUCUGGUAAUAGUGACUUCCUUCUAAGAUUGCUGGGCUGCUUGAACAGCACUUACCCUGGCCAGCUGUUGAAGGCCAGUAUCUUUAUUAUGCAGCUGAGAGUGACUGGAAGCUUGUACAUCUGAAACUAAAAACAUAAGAUAGGUUUCAAAGUAUGACGAUUUAAUAAAUAAACUCCAUUGAGGUUGAGAAAAUCAACUGUGAAGCUCUCCAUAUUGCACCAUUGCCACUAUGAACAUUGCAUGAAGGAGUUUAUCCAUAGGUUUAGAUUGUGAAUUUAUGUAUUAGCCGGUGUGAACUUUUCUUUGCAUCUCUUUUUGUUUCAUCUGUCAUUUUUCACUAGACUAGACUGUAUGUAUAAUCUGAUGGUGGUGAAAACCACAGAACAAAAACAUGGCAACUGGACAUUUGACAUUCAGAAACUGUGAAAUGACUUUCUGAGAGACGCAUUAAGUCUCAAUGCCUCAUUUAUUCGAAGACUAAGAACAAAGAGUCAAAGAUCAAUCAGUGAUCAAUCUGCCUUAAUUAAGAUUUAAAUAAUGUGGCAAUCCAAUUAAGGCUUGUGUACAUUGUUUUCCAUUGCUUGAUAUGUGUAUUUUUAUUUUAUUUUACUUUUUGCUGCUUUGAGUAUCAUUUAGUCUUUGCUACAAAUAAGUUUUCAGUUUAAAGAGAGUAUCCCUUCCACUACUCUUUUUAGUGGCCAGUUUUUCUGGUUGAACUAGACAGCAUCUCAUCAGCCCGACUCCAAGAGCACCAAUGCAAGCUUAAUUUUUUAACAGUCAGCACCUUGGCUGUAAUUGUCAUAAUUAGGUUAUUCAUUUUGGACUUAGUCAACUGAUUGAGUCAUCACAAGGCAGGUGAUUAAAAAAAUCCCUACUCGCCCUCUAGAUCUAUUUAUUAUGACCUUCCUACGUCAGUCUCCUGACGCCAUAGCGCUUGAUUGUGGGAUCUGGCCUGAAGCAAAAAAAGCUGAGUUUUCUGUUUUUUCCCAAUGAGCUUUCAAAAUAGUGAAGAAAUAAUAACAUCAAUCCAAGGGGAUGUUUAUUUUAAUAAGGAUAAUCAAAUAUAAUUCUGGCCAGCUCUCGAGUACAGCUUGUCUGAAAAACAUCCCACAAUGUAGCAUUUAUGGGAUUUCUGGUUUUAAAUCUUAAAGGGAAGCAGUUUAAACUUAUCCUUGGUGAUACGCACUUAAUUUUGACUUUUUUUUGUGUCACCACUUUGAUUAAAAUAAGAUAAAUUCGAUUGGCUUUUUGAGCUUACAUCAUUCAAAAUGGCAUAUAAAAAACAUUUAAAAAUAAGGUUCAGAAUAAUUUCUCCAUGGCUUUAUGUUCUUUGGUUAACAAAAGAGAAAUUUAAUUGUAAUGUUGUUUAUUUGGACAGGCAUUAGUAUUUAGGUUAGUUGGUCAGCCAGGUGACCUGUAAGUGUUUUUUACAGAUAUCAGCUGAAGUACUUCUCAUGUCACAACUGCAGCCCUUACAUCACUGUCUGUUACAAAGGCUAGGUGUAUGAAAAUCCUCCCUAGGCCUUCUUUAAGCUCAUGUUUAGACCAGCUUAAAGUUUUACAUAGUUAACUUAGGAAUAAUUAUAUUUUUAGUGUUUUAUUUUCUGUCUGUAUUUCAUUUGCCUUAGUAUCUCCAAGUAUUUAUACUGUUUACACGUUCACGGUUGCAGCAACCAUACUGCAGAAAAAAAAGACACUCAGAUCAGUAUAACCUUUACUCUCUCUGUAAGUCCAUGUGGUUUGUAUAAAGAACAGUUUGAUAUUUAGAACAAAUAAUUCCUUUUAGAUGAGAUUCCUAACUGCCAUGUUCUGCGGAGCUAGGAAAUGCUCUGUACAGGUGCAGAAACAAAUGACUUUAUGUUGCCUUUUUUGAGGAUGUUUAUCAUUGAACAUGAACUUGACACUUUAGCUAUCAUAGACUGCUUGAUCUUUUCUGGAAUGAUCUCUUGAUUGUUUUAUCCUGUGUAUGUGUUUUUUCUUGAAUAUCAUUCAUAUCAUAAAGCACCAGCACUGACUGACAAGAUGUAUAUUUAUUUCAGUGCCUGUGUGGAAAUAUAUUUUUAAACAUUUUGAAUGAAUAAAGAAUGCUGAAAGGUAA
Molecule: messenger RNA, 3823 nt
Organism: Cheilinus undulatus (humphead wrasse)
Lineage: Eukaryota; Metazoa; Chordata; Actinopteri; Labriformes; Labridae
Product: progestin and adipoQ receptor family member 3-like
Exons: 6
Coding region: 446-1546 (366 amino acids)
Cellular component (GO): membrane
Molecular function (GO): signaling receptor activity
Source: RefSeq, a predicted model, not a curated record